AUGGAAGUCAUUGGUAGCCUUACCGACGAAGCCCUAUGUUCACGCAUCCUAGAUUUCUAUUUUCACGUCCCGUUUUCAAAUCAGGAGUCACUGCCGCCCGAAUUAACAUACAUAGAUUGUCGGAACAGUUUCCCUAUUGCAACCUUCCAGAAAAGCGUAAAGGAGGCUCACGUGCCGGCAACAAACCUUCCUACACUUUUCGAUAGUAUCAGAAUCACUCUUUGCUUGAAUCUCGCUGAACUCAGCACCGCGGUUAGAAAAGUCUACCAAUCUCUAGCAGCUGCCCGCGUGACAGCAAAACCGCCGCGGACUCUUGUAAUUAUCUCGGGUCUCGAUGUAAUGUACAGGUCAGCACUACUGCAAGACCAUAAACUGGCACACCGCCAAUUGCAUGAUAUACUGCUGCUCUUACGAAUGAUGACCAAUAUUCAGGACCGUAUUACUGUAACCGUUAUGCUACCCUUUUCCGAGUUUCCCAAAGCGCACGCGGUUACAAUGGAAGCCUUAGCCAGCGAAGCCGCAAUUAACCCCUCUAGGUCCCACCCCAACAAGAAAACUAAACCCAGUUGGCAUGGCCAUGGCAACCUACUUGGCGAUUAUAUAAUCAAAUAUUUCUGUCCCUCUAUACGAAAAAAUAACCCAUGA
Molecule: messenger RNA, 645 nt
Organism: Eremothecium sinecaudum
Lineage: Eukaryota; Fungi; Ascomycota; Saccharomycetes; Saccharomycetales; Saccharomycetaceae
Gene: CSM2
Product: Csm2p
Exons: 1
Coding region: 1-645 (214 amino acids)
Biological process (GO): recombinational repair
Cellular component (GO): Shu complex; nucleus
Source: RefSeq, a predicted model, not a curated record